Amphimedon queenslandica is the source of this 1502-nucleotide messenger RNA. RefSeq lists its product as uncharacterized. Lineage: Eukaryota; Metazoa; Porifera; Demospongiae; Haplosclerida; Niphatidae. The transcript is spliced from 6 exons. Bases 20 to 1390 code for a protein of 456 amino acids. The record is from RefSeq and is a predicted model, not a curated record.
ACUGCACUGUCAGCAUAAAAUGUCUUCUUCUCAAGAGGUCGUUGCUUCUCUCUCUCAUUCUCUCCCUCUCUUUAUCAUUGAAGAAUACGAGAAGCUACUGGCUAUCAUUAACAUCAAGCUACCUCCUAAUCCUUCUCAAGGGCCAUCUCAUAGAUUCUGGGACUUGUUCAACGCCCACGCAGCACAGAAGGGAUCAUCAUUAGAGGUUGCUGUUACGUACCUGUACACUAUACUGAAUGGACUGGAAUGGAAGGAAUUAGCUAAACUCAAGGCCUUUAUCAAGAAUGAUGUUAAAGUUGAUGUAAAAGUGACUGAAGCAUUGACACGUGUUAAGAAUGACCUCCCUAAGCGUAUCAUUGAUUUGGGAGAUCAGCUGGGAGAGUAUCAGUUGAGUCGAUACCGUCUGGCUGUGUCCGUAUUAACCAACCGAGACCUCAUCUCUCCUGGAGUACCUUUUAAUGAAGUGUAUGAAGACAUUUUGUUAAAGAAAUGUGGUUCCUAUCCAGUUGCUAUUGCAUUCAUAAUCGGAGUCCUAGAGAGAUCAGGCUGGGGUGAUACUAGGAGAUUGAAACCUUUUGCUGACCGGAGUGUUGAUUUUAAUACACGAUUCUCUAAAGUUGAUCUCUGCCUGACAGUUGCUGAUUACUAUGGUAACAUGAGUGAUAGGGACUUUAGCAGUGCUAAGGUCUAUACCUCUGCCGUUCAUCUCAAGAACCUGAGUGUCUCUAACAAGAAUAGGAUUGAGUUUACGCUGCUGCUGAUGAAGCGUAACGUUAUAAGUGUUGGUGAUGUGUCUAAAAUUGAAGAUAAAGUACGGUAUCCUAUCUUCUUUAAGGAGUACAAGAAACGAACUGAAAAUCUUCUUAAAGAAAUGAAUCCUCAGCAUAUGGUGACUCCAGAACAACAACAAGAUACUCACUUAUACACCACAACCACUGAGCUCUCUGAAUCAACUGCAUCUGAAUGUACUGAAGAUAGUCAAAGUAUUGAGCAGCCAUCUAUCACUGUUUCCCAUCGGACAAUGACAGCUGCUGCUACUAGUCUAGAGACUACUCAAUCAUCAGGAACUACUGUAUCAUCAUAUUGUUCAUCAUCUACUGAUUCUGACCCUCUUGAUGCUGCUCCUGUAAUGAUGAAGGUGGUUAAAUUUCUAAAACCAUUUGAGUCACAGUGGCAUCUAAUAGGAGUCAGUCUUGAACUUAAAGUGGAUAAACUGGUGAUGAUUGAUUACCGUAACAAUAGCUCCUGUCUAGCAACAGUACUUAAUGCUUGGAAGAGUAGUCCUGGUUCAGUUCCUUAUACCUGGAGGAGUGUCAUUGAAGUACUCGAGGCUUUAGGAGAUGAUGGCAGUGUGAAGAGAGAGAUAGAAAAUUUUUUAUUAAAACAGUAGAUGAAAUUAAUACUUUUAUUGUAUUCUAAUAUUUUCAAGCCAUCUACAUUGAACUGCUUCAAUUGAAUCCACUCAGUUAUCAUUUAAUGAUUCGAUGAGUCUAGCAAAAUAA